AUUUUUCCUAGUGAUGAUUCUACAGAUUCUAUCUCGAGUGACCCUCCACAUCCUCCUGUUCUUCCGCCUUCUCUAUCUCCCGAUGAUUCCAGACCGGACGAUGAUCCUGCUCCUACCGUCAUGCCUCCUCCUCCCGCUCGUUCUUCUAAGGUAAGGAAUCCACCUCCUCAUCUUCUUGAUUACCAUUGCUUUUCUACUAUUCUUCAUCAACAUGAACCUAAGACAUUCAGAGAAGCCUCCUCAAACCCAAAUUGGCAACAAGCAAUGCAAGAAGAAUUACAGGCACUUGAAAAAUCACACACCUGGGAUCUGGUUGAUCCUCCUUGUGAUCAGGAAGUUGUGGGCAGUAGAUGGGUAUACAAGAUCAAGACUCGCUCUGAUGGCUCUAUUGACCGUUAUAAGGCCCGCUUGGUUGCUCAAGGUUGUACGCAAGAGUAUGGUAUUGAUUAUGAAGAGACUUUUGCCCCUGUCGCUCGUCUUACGUCUGUUAGAGCUCUUCUUGCCAUUGCGGCAGUUAAAAAAUGGUCUCUCAGUCAGAUGGAUGUGAAGAAUGCAUUUCUUAAUGGGGAUUUGAAAAAGAAAGUCUAUAUGAAGCCACCUCCGGGAUAUCCUUGUCCUUCUAAUAAGGUUUGUCUCCUUCGCAAGGCACUUUAUGGA
Arachis ipaensis is the source of this 657-nucleotide messenger RNA. Lineage: Eukaryota; Viridiplantae; Streptophyta; Magnoliopsida; Fabales; Fabaceae. The record is from RefSeq and is a predicted model, not a curated record.